This is a messenger RNA of Fibroporia radiculosa, 1308 nucleotides long. RefSeq lists its product as uncharacterized. The record is from RefSeq and is a predicted model, not a curated record. The coding region runs from base 1 to 1308 and encodes 435 amino acids. The transcript has 7 exons. NCBI's taxonomy places the organism in Eukaryota, Fungi, Basidiomycota, Agaricomycetes, Polyporales, Fibroporiaceae.
AUGGAAGGGAAGCUCGCGCUUCCAAGCUUUCUCAAGCUCCUCACCAAUCAUAACGUGCCUGCGUCCAAAGCGAUGGCUGUUGCAGGGAAAAUCUACAAGACUCACAACACUCCCUCCCUGCUCGCUCAGCUCACAGAUGCCAAGCUCAGCGGAGCCGGCGUAGAAGACAAGGAGACUCGGAGGCUUGUCCUCGCCGCCAUCCGGAAGGCAGGCUACACGGCCUCUACAAGAGGGGCCUCUGGAGCCACCGGCCCCAGCGGCAGCACGCCCAGUGGUGCAGGUGUCCGUUCCUCGUCUGCAGCUUCCCAAUCUGAGCGUCCCAAGAAGAAGCGCAAGCGCGACGACGACCUGAACGAAUUCUUGCCCGAUCAUCCCCCAGAUGAGGGCGCGAUGUACGGCAGCCUAGAGUUCAAUGAAAUUCUCGACGAGGAGCCUUCUCGCAGGCUAACGUAUGGCUGUCUAUUCUCGGACGCUCAGAUCCUCAAGCCCAAAUUCACGGUCGUGAACCGUGCCCCCAUCAUGAUGGCCUGGGCGUUUGUCGUCGCAGAACGGCUGGGUUUCCAGCGCGAGGAAGCCCUCAGCAUAGCAUCGGUAUACACGGAAAUGAACGCCAUUUCCAAAGGCGUCUCCCUUGGGAUCUUCGACAAGAACAAGAGCAAGGGGGUGGAUGCAAGCCCGAGCGGCACCCAGCCGUACGUAGACCUCAUGGGCCGACGCGGCGCUCCCUCACCGCGUGCACUCCCCGGGCUCCACCUCUCCCCUCAGCAUGUACGUGUCCCUUUAAUGUUCGGACCGCUCUACCAGACUGCCUCCGGGGGCUGGCGCGCUUUGUCCUCAGGCAGUCCCGUCGCGCCCACGUCUGCGUUUUCGUACAUCACCCGUGCCCUGCGGCAGACUGCGCCACCCGUCCUCGGUGCGCUGCGCCUCCUUGCCGCGAGCUACACGCCCGUGGAGCUCAACCGUGACGCGUUCGCUCUCUAUGCCGAGUUCCGUCCGAGCGUUGAGGAGUGGGGACAACGCGGUGAGACGCGGUGCGCGACGAUUUUAGACCUGCGAAAGGCAGGGACUCAACAAGGCCAGGACCAUGGUCAAGCUGAAGACGGAAGUGCGCGCAUUGAGGCUCCCGUAAAGGUUGACAGUGGAUCCCCCGACGGAGUUAGCGUGGCCGAUGCCCCGGCGACAGACGGUACCGAGCAAGAACCAGCGAGCAAGAAACAACGCAGCAUGACAUUGGAAGAAUACGAGGCAGCCCUAGAUGACGAUCAUAUGUUUGACAGUGUUGACCUCAAUUUCGACAAUGUGCCUUGA